AUGAUCCUCUCCCCAGCCCUCCUCCUAUCCCCGUACACCCCUCUCAUCCUCCUCAUCCUCUACUACCUCCUCCCCUACCUCCGCAACACCUCCCUCUCCAGCAUUCCCGGCCCCCUCCCCGCCAAAUUCACCCGCCUCUGGCUCUUCUACCAAGCCCGCCACGGCCGCCGCUAUCUCGCCGUCGACGAAGCCCACAAAAAGUACGGCAAAUUCGUGCGCAUCCAACCAACCCACGUCUCCGUUGCCGACGAGUCCGCCAUCAACAUCAUCUACGGCCAUGGCAACGGCUUUCUCAAGGCGGAGUACUAUGACGCGUUUGUGAGCAUAAAGCGCGGAUUGUUCAACACAAGGGAUCGCGCCGAGCAUACUAGGAAGCGGAAGGUUGUGAGCCAUACGUUUAGCGCCAAAUCGAUCGGGCAGUUUGAGAAGUAUAUCCAUGCGAAUUUGGAGUUGUUCGUUGAGAAGUGGACUGGGCUGAGUGAGCAAGCUGAGGGGGGUGAGAAGAAGGGGUGGGCGAGUUUGGAUGCGUUGAAUUGGUUUAAUUACUUGGCUUUCGACAUCAUCGGAGAUUUGGCUUUCGGCGCUCCAUUCGGGAUGCUCGAAAAGGGCCGAGAUUACGCAGAGGUUCGAAUGACACCCACGUCUCCUAUCAAAACCGCCCCGGCAAUCCAAGUCCUCAACCGCCGCGGCGAAGUCUCCGGCACACUAGGCUGCCUCCCGCAACUCAAACCCUACGCAAAAUACCUCCCUGACCCAUUCUUCAGCCAAGGCAUUGAAGCAGUCCAAAACCUCGCCGGCAUCGCCAUCGCUCGCGUCGGGCAACGCCUCGAACAACCCGACAUCGGCCGCACCGACCUUCUCGCACGGCUAAUGGAAGGCAAGGACGCGGAAGGAAACAAGCUGGGGCGGGAGGAGUUGACGGCGGAAGCCCUAACGCAGUUGAUCGCGGGCAGCGAUACGACGUCCAACACGAGUUGUGCGUUGCUUUAUUGGUGUGUGCGCACACCAGGCGUUAUCGAAAAGCUGCAGAAGGAGUUGGAUGAGGCGAUGCCGGAGCAGGGCGUUCCCAGCUACGAUCAGGUGAAGGAUCUGCCUUAUGUCCAGAACGUGAUUCAGGAGACGAUGCGCAUCCACAGUACCUCCUCCCUCGGCCUGCCUCGUCUGGUCCCGGGACUCAGCCCUGAAAACCCAGACCCCAAGGGCGUGGAUAUCCUAGGAAAACACUUUCCCCCCGGAACCACACUAAGCGUACCAGCAUACACGAUUCACCACAGCAAGGACAUCUGGGGCCAGGAUGCGGAUGAGUUCAGGCCCGAGCGGUGGGAGGAAGGGAAAUUGACGCAACGCCAGAGGGAUGCGUUUGUGCCGUUUAGCUAUGGGCCGCGGGCGUGUGUGGGGAGGAAUGUGGCGGAGAUGGAGCUGAAGUGUAUUGUGGGGACUGUAUUUAGAAACUUUGAGAUUAGGGAUGAGCAUCGUGGGGAGAUGGAGACUCGGGAGGGGUUUUUGAGGAAGCCAUUGGGGUUUGAUGUUGGGAUUCGGAGGCGGAAGGAGUGA
This is a messenger RNA of Cyphellophora attinorum, 1554 nucleotides long. Its product is annotated as Benzoate 4-monooxygenase. Gene Ontology annotation, molecular function: monooxygenase activity; heme binding; oxidoreductase activity, acting on paired donors, with incorporation or reduction of molecular oxygen. Lineage: Eukaryota; Fungi; Ascomycota; Eurotiomycetes; Chaetothyriales; Cyphellophoraceae. The transcript is spliced from 2 exons. The record is from RefSeq and is a predicted model, not a curated record. The coding region runs from base 1 to 1554 and encodes 517 amino acids.